AUGAAAGCAAGAGGGAAGGCCUUCCCUGGAGAGGGAGGAACACCUGGACAGGCUGGUUUUUCUGCACCAGGUUUCUCAGGGAAUGGUGGCUCCGUUGCUGUGCUGUCUGAAGAAAAUGCCACUCAGAGCCCCACUCAGAGCCACACAGAAGACAGGAAAAGUCCUCCUAAAUAUGGCUUUUCUGUUGCUGGUUCUGGUUAUAAAGUGAUGGACCGAGGGGGUAGAAUCCGCUGCAAUUUCCAGGACAUGGGAAUGAAUACCCGACAGACAAUGGCACAUGUAAAAAACAAUAAAACAGGAUCCAGCGGCAUUCCCAUCAAAAUCGUAACGAACCUGUUUGGUUUAUGGUUGCCCGAGAACUGGCACCUGUAUCAAUAUCAUGUUGAAUUUAGCCCAGAGCUGGAAUCCAGACGUUUGAGGCUGGCGCUACUGUAUAGCCAUGCCCAAUUUCAACUGAAAGCCAAAGUGUUUGAUGGAGCGACACUGUUUCUUAUGGAUAAAUUAGAAAACCAUGUCACAGAAUUGUCUUGUGAAACCCGAAGAGGAGAGACGGUCAAGAUCACCAUUAGACUGAUCCAUCAGCUGCCUUCCAGCUCUCCGACAUGCAUCCAGUUUUUAAACAUCAUCUUUAAGAAGCUUUUGAAAAAGUUGUCUAUGCACCAAAUUGGACGAAACUUCUACAGUCCUUCGGAUCCGAUAGAGAUACCACAGCACAAAUUGACCCUUUGGCCAGGUUUUGCAAUAUCUGUUGGGCAGUUUGAGAACAAAGUGAUGCUCUGUGCAGACGUGAGCCAUAAGGUCCUACGCAACGAGAAUGUUCUGGAGUUCAUGACCAGCCUGUAUAACAGGGUGGAUCUGGCCCGGUUUGCAGAGAGUUGUGAAAAGGAGCUGUUGGGACUCAUUGUUCUUACCAGAUACAAUAACAAAACUUAUCGGGUUGAUGAUAUUGAGUGGUCUGUGAAGCCUACAGAUACAUUCAAGAAACGUGACGGCACUGAAAUCUCUUAUGAAGAUUAUUACAAGCAGCAGUAUGAUAUCAUUAUAACUGACCUCAACCAGCCCAUGCUUGUUAGCCAGUUGAAGAAUAAACGAGGCAGCAGCACUGUUGAACCCCGCGUGGCCCUCCUGGUCCCUGAAUUUUGCUACCUAACAGGUUUGAGCAGCCGUGCAACCACCGAUUUCCGGCUGUUGAAGGAUUUGGCUCAGGAAACUCACCUGACCCCUGAGAGAAGACAACAGAGGCUGUCUAGACUUGCUGACAACAUUCAGAGGAACAAAGACGCCCGCUUAGAGUUGGAGACCUGGGGACUGCAGCUUGGGUGCCAGGUUUCCCUCACUGGCCGUGUAGUCACGACAGAAAAAAUCUUAAUGCGGGAUUCGAUUAUGCCCAUGAAUGCUGGUGACUGGUUCCGAGAUAUGCGGGAUGUCAGGACCCUGGGAGUGGUGCCUCUGGGGAACUGGCUAGUGGUGGUCAGCAACAGGAACUCAGAGCUAGCCCAUAAUCUUGUGAACUGUUUGAAAAGAGUGGGAGGCCCUAUGGGCUUCCACAUGGAAUAUCCCAAAUUUUUGCAAGUACAGGACAGCCCUGUGGCAUUUGUGAGGGCCCUACAAAGAAAUGUGAAUCCAGAGCUGCAGCUGGUGCUCUGUGUGCUGCCUUCGAAUCAGAAGGACUGCUACGACUCCAUUAAGAAGUACCUGACCCUUGAGCAUCCUGUUCCGAGCCAGUGCGUCCUCGCUCGUACCCUGAGCAAGCAGGGCAUGUUGAUGAGCGUGGCCACAAAAAUUGCAAUGCAGAUCAUCUGUAAGCUCGGUGGGGAGCUUUGGGCAGUUGACAUACCACUGAAGUCCCUCAUGGUGGUUGGGAUUGAUGUCAACAAAGAUGCCGUCAACAAAGGACACUCAGUGGUUGGAUUCGUGGCUAGCACUAAUGUCAAGCUUACUAGGUGGUUCUCUCGGUGCAUGCUGCAAAACUCAGGAGCAAACAUGGCAGAUUGCUUAAAGAUCUGCAUGGAAGGUGCUCUGAGUCAGUGGCAAAAGUGCAAUGGUGGGCAGUUACCUGCGCGCAUAAUUGUGUACCGCGAUGGCGUUGGAGAUGGCCAGCUGAAGAUGGUGGUGGACUAUGAAGUCCCACAGCUGCUUAGUGUCCUCAGUGAAUGCCGUGGUGAUCACAGGCCCAAAUUAUCCAUGAUCGUAGUCAGGAAGAAAUGCCAUCUUCGUUUUUUUACUGAGGCCAACAGGGGUUUAGAGAAUCCUCCGAUUGGGACUAUUAUCGACACUGAAGCCACUCGACCUGAAUGGUAUGACUUUUUCUUGAUUAGCCAGCUUGCUCGCCAGGGUACCGUUAACCCCACGCAUUAUAACGUGGUGUAUGACAACAAUGGGCUAAAGCCAGAGCACAUGCAACGUCUCACAUACAAGAUGUGCCACCUGUACUACAACUGGCCUGGCCUCAUCCGCGUGCCAGCUCCCUGCCAGUAUGCCAACAAGCUGACUUUCCUGGUAGGUCAGAGCAUCCACCAAGAGCCGAACCUGGAACUCGCUGACAAACUUUUCUAUUUGUGAAGAGUGUAGAGGCGAGAGU
Messenger RNA from Euleptes europaea (tarantolino), 2581 nucleotides. RefSeq names its product piwi like RNA-mediated gene silencing 4 (gene PIWIL4). The coding region runs from base 1 to 2562 and encodes 853 amino acids. Lineage: Eukaryota; Metazoa; Chordata; Lepidosauria; Squamata; Sphaerodactylidae. Gene Ontology annotation, biological process: regulatory ncRNA-mediated gene silencing. Gene Ontology annotation, cellular component: P granule. Gene Ontology annotation, molecular function: protein binding; piRNA binding. The transcript has 20 exons. The record is from RefSeq and is a predicted model, not a curated record.